CGAGGAGGAGGCGGGUUCCCAGAAAGGCCAAUGCGGAGGAACCCCGCAAAAGCAGGCAGUGAAAGACAGCUAUUUUGCAACGAGAAAAGUCAGCUUACAGGGGUUGUUGAAAGGCCUUGCUGCUUUGCUCUGUCACUUGCAAAGAGUCUCAUUGGACGAGUCUGUUGGACUGAAGGAAGUUCGAGGCUUUAGCAACAGCGCUGAGGCGUCCUUCAAGGGUUGGUGCUGAAAGAGAGAGGGGCAAAGCAGAGCAAGGCUGGUUUGUGGGAGGAAAUGGCUGUGACGCAAGAGAUGGUGGCCAUUGGGUCUCUGUUAAAGCAAGGCCUGCAUCCAGAAAUAAAAAUGGAGGCCUCAGACUCAGCAGGCCCUGAACCAGGAGAAGAAAGGGAAGGAGCAGUUCUUCCCCAAACGAAUGUGAAACAGGAGCCAGAGGAAGGACCAUCAGGAAACUGGGAUGCCCAGUUCCAAGAGUUUCUGAGGACUUUCCAGGCUCCUCGCUUGGGAGGGGGAAAUUCACCACUGCCUGAGCAGAGGCAGUGGAAUGACUUGAAAACAUCUCAGGCGCCCUCCCAGGAAGCAUCGGACGCCCACAAGUGGCCCAGAGGAUUGUGGGUUUCCCAAAUCCAGCCGCAUCUCUCUGGGGCAGCCCGACAGGAGCACGAGACCCAUCUGGGUGUCGGUGAGAAGGGGGUGGAGGCAGCGCUUGCUGGAGAUGUUCCCGCGAUGGAGACGCAGCGGCAGCGCUUUCGGACGUUGUGCUACGAGGAGGCUGGCGGGCCUCAGGAGCUUUGCGGGCGGCUGCAGGAACUCUGCCGCCGGUGGCUGAGGCCGGAGACACACACCAAGGAGCAGAUGCUGGAGCUGGUGACCCUGGAGCAGUUCCUGUCCGUCCUGCCACUGGACAUGCAGACCUGGCUCAGAGAAAACAGUCCAGAGACGUGUGCCCAGGCCGUGAGCCUCGCGGAGGGUUUCCUUCUGUGCCAGGGAGAGGCCAAUGGUUGGGAACGGCAGGUCACAGGGAUGUCGGAAGAGCCUCCUGUGAAUCCCCUCCAGGCAAGCUGUGCCGUGUUGGCCGCCGGGAAGGCACAGCUUUCCACAGGACUUGAGCAGGAGGGCGAAGGGGACGCCAGCUUGUGGGCUGGUGACGGAUGGCUGAGAGAAAGCAACGAACAGAAACCAUUCUUAGAGAGCCCUCAGCAAACGGAACAAGUGAGCACAUACUUGCAAACAGCCAGAGAGAAAGAUUUCCUGUGUCGGGAAGGAGCUGAUGAGACCCCUGAGGGGGGAAUGGGUCUAUCGAUUCUCCCGCCAGGCGUUUGCAAAGGUAACGGUGAACUCACCAACCGGGAUGAUGAGAACGAGAUGAAAUAUGAAGAAUGCGGGGAGAGCUGUGUUCGAAGCUCACACCUUGCUACUCCCGAGAACAUCGAUGCGGAGGAGAAGCCGUACAAGUGUGGGCACUGCGGCCAGGUUUUCAGCAGCAGCUCCGACCUCCUGACGCACGAGAGGACCCACGUGGGGGAGAAACUCUAUAAAUGUUCCCACUGUGGAGAAAGAGAGAGAAUCCACACAGGGCAAAUCUCACAUAUAUGCUCUCACUGUGGGAAGAACUUUGGCUGGAUCCCACAGGAGGAUCUCCGCGAAAGAGAGAGAUGCUUUAGGUGUUCGGAGUGUGGGAAAGGCUACAAUCGGAGGUCGGACUGUGUUAAACACCGGAGAAUCCACACAGAUGAGAAGCCAUAUAAGUGUUCACACUGUGGGAAGUGUUUCAGGUGGAGCUCUCAGAUGAGAUUGCACGAGAGAUCCCACACAGCAGUGUGCUCCCACUGUGGGAAAAGCUUCAGCCAAAAAUCGGAACUGUUCGAGCAUGAAGCCACCCAUGCAGUAAAGUAGUCCUAUGGGGGAAACCUAUGAAUAAUGUGGAGUUCCUGUGAAGCAGCUUCGGCUCCAGGUGUGCCACUUUCCCACAUAUGAAAAUGUGGUGGCGGUCAUCCCACACUAGAGGGCUGUGGGCUCUCCCACACUAGAGGCCUUCAAGAGGCAGCUGGACAAGCAUCUGUCAGGCAUGCUUUAGGGUGGAUUCCUGCAUUGAGCAGGGGGUUGGACUUGAUGGCCUUAUAGGCCCCUUCCAACCCUGCUAUUCUACGCCCUUAUCUGGACAGAGAUAGCCUAGCUGCAGUUAUCCAUGCUCUGAUAACCUCUCGUUUGGAUUACUGCAAUGUGUUUAUACAUGGGGCUGCCUUUGAAAACGGUCCGGAGACUUCAGCUGGUACAAAACAGGGCAGCCCGUUUACUAACGGACUGGCUGGCGAGACCACAUUACGCCUGUCCUUUUACAAAUUCAUUGGCUGCCAGUCCAGGUCCAGGCCCGAUUCAAAGUGCUGGUACUAACAUUCAAAACCCUAAACGGCUUGGGACCAGGUUAUUUGAAGGAACGCCUCCUCGCAUUUGUACCUGCCCAGACCUUAAGAUCAUCCACAGGUCCACCUAGUGCCUACACUGUACUCCUUUCGUCACCUGCUGAAGACCUUUUUAUUCUCUCAGUAUUUUAACACCUGAUUUUAACUUACACUUAAAUUUUACUGAUUUAAUUCUGUAUUUUAAUCUUAUAUCAAUUUCUGCUGUGUUGUUUUAUCCUGGUUUUGCUUUUAAUACUGUAUUUUAUAUUUGUGUUUUUAGAUUGUUGGUUGUUUUAUUAUGUUCUUCAUGGUUUUAAUUUUUGUG
Molecule: messenger RNA, 2724 nt
Organism: Elgaria multicarinata webbii
Lineage: Eukaryota; Metazoa; Chordata; Lepidosauria; Squamata; Anguidae
Product: zinc finger and SCAN domain-containing protein 30-like
Exons: 4
Coding region: 274-1893 (539 amino acids)
Source: RefSeq, a predicted model, not a curated record